Molecule: messenger RNA, 2322 nt
Organism: Durusdinium trenchii
Lineage: Eukaryota; Dinophyceae; Suessiales; Symbiodiniaceae
Source: the annotation of a GenBank genome assembly
AUGUUGGCUUCUGAGCCUUCGAUGUCUUCACCCCUGGGCAUUUGUGCAGCUCUUUGUGCAGAGGAGAUGGAGACCUCGAAGUCUCGAAGGUUGAGCCUCGAGCUGCGAGUUGUUGCUGACCCCUUAGCCUUGGCUCAACGAGCUCGUUUCGCGAUCUACCCCCCAUGGCAGCUGGGGCCCGAUAUCCGAUUUUCUUGGCGCCUGGAAGCCAGGCCCAAGGCACCCAAGGCAUACUGCGACAGUGCUCCGGUCAAGGUCACUGGCAGGCCACGGCGUCCACGCAGCAUGCCGGGGAUUGGAGGUGUGAGCGGCGGCUUCGGAGGGGGCUCUACCAGCUUGGAUCUGGACGGUGGGUACGUUGAGCUGGAUGACUGUUCCGUGCAGGUGGCCAGCCCAGAGCCGUUUCGGCUGCUGUCCAACUGCCUCGAUGUCGAGGCAGAGGCACCGGAUGGAUUGCUGCUACCACUACGUCGACAUCAAUUGCAGUCACUAGCAUGGAUGCAGGCCUGUGAAGCUGAACGGGAGCCCUUGCUUUUGGGCGCCAGCCGAGAGUUUUUGCCAGCCUUGCAACCGCCGCAUGCGGCACAGCAAGUGCUAGUUGAGGCGGUGAACUGUCGUGCCGUGGCUCGAGUGCAGCGAGCCUUUCGGCCCAAAGGCGGCCUUCUCGCUGACCACGUGGGAUCGGGAAAGACAGCUGUAACCUUGGCUUUGGUGGCCUCUGACCGAGGCUCAUGCCGCAGCAGUAAAGCGGCACAUCUUCCACGAGGGAAGCCACGAAGCCUGGUCCUGAUGCCUGGGCGGCUGUUGCAGCAAUGGCAACAGGAGGUGGCGAAAUUCCUGGCCCCAGAUUUGUUGGAGGUGAUGCUAUGGGAUGGACGAGAGAUGCCCGAGCCAGGCGAGAAGGUUUCGCUGCUCUUGGCACCCAUUGAGCUCUUGAGUUUCAAGCGCCGGAAACGUGGCGAAGAGAUGGAUGCAGCAGUCAGUGCAGCAGACAUGCUGAGUAGUUUAAGCCUUUCACGCAUUGUGGUGGAUGAGUUCCAUGAACAUUUGCACGUGGCCCUUCAAUUGCAACAGCUGAAAGACCUGACCGAGACUUCGUUUUGGGGCUUGACCGGGACGCCCUGCUUGGACGGCUUUCUUCCCGUCGCGGAGCUGCUCCGGGCCUGCAGCGCGGUGGAUUUGAUGCCCUUCCGCCGGCAGCUGGAUGCCCACGCCCUGGCUCAACGUGCUUUGGAAUACAUGGUUCGCGCCAACGGCAACUUGGACGGCUUAGAGGUCCAUGAAGAGUUGGUAUCACUUUACCAGACCCCUGCAGAGCGUGCCAUCUACGUCCACUUGGCCAACCGCCACCGCCCCCGCCCCAGCUCCGGUGACUCGGACUCGCGACCCGAGGAAAAUGAUGAGAAAGAGGGUACGCUUGGGUCUGAACUACUUCAACUAUGCUCUCACUUCCGCUUGGACGGCCCCUCCGACUGCGAUGCGGAGACCGAAAGCGCGGCCCUGCUGCGGCGCCGCAAGGAUGCGUGCGAGACAUCGCGAGCCUGGCUACUGUUGGCGGCCCAAAAGAUGGAGAUGCACAUCCUACAGGCGCAACAGGCCGAGAUGUUACCCACCUUGGUGGCGGAGCAGUAUGCGCAAUUGCUUGCUGAAGUGGAUGGCGGCGUGCGAGCCGUGAGCUGCGAGCGGACGGUCUCGCAGGUGGAAGGCGCCAAAGCGGCGCGCUCCGCCGCCAGCAAAGGCCGCCGGAGGCACGAGCGCGAGGCCGAUGCCUUGAUCCUCCAGGCGAUCUUGGAGGUUCGAUCGGAGCCGCCAGCGUCUGCGGAGUCUGCGGAGGUGGUGGAGGUGGCUGCUGGCUUGGAGCUGCUGGAAGAAGUGAAACAGGCCAAAGAAGCCUUCAGACAAAGGAGCUACGAGCAUGCCUUCCUCUCAGCGAUGUUGGAUGCUGCUGAAGCUCAAAACUUUCAAUGCCCUGUGUGUCUCAAUGAGCCACCACCUACAGAGCGUGCCAUCCUUGCCGCUUGCGCGCACCUUUUUUGCUUGCACUGUGCUGGCAAGUUGAGGAGUGUAGGCGAAUGCGCGCUUUGUCGUCAAUCUCUUCGGAGAGAUGAUGAGAUUCUGCGAGUGCGUGAGCCUGGGGCGGUUCGUGAGGAGCGUGUGGAGCGGCAGCGCUGGGGCCGCUUCGGCUCGAAGAUCUUCCAUGUGGUACGGAAGCUCCGUGCCAUCGACGAGGAGGACCCAACGGCACGUGCCAUCGUCUUUGUGCAAUGGAAGACUUUGCGGCGGAAGGUGGCCGAGGCAUUGACGGAGUUCAAGGCGGUCUAA